Messenger RNA from Pseudoliparis swirei, 3660 nucleotides. Its product is annotated as gamma-aminobutyric acid receptor subunit alpha-5-like. The transcript has 10 exons. Gene Ontology annotation, cellular component: neuron projection; GABA-A receptor complex; dendrite membrane. The coding region runs from base 55 to 1458 and encodes 467 amino acids. NCBI's taxonomy places the organism in Eukaryota, Metazoa, Chordata, Actinopteri, Perciformes, Liparidae. Gene Ontology annotation, biological process: regulation of postsynaptic membrane potential; gamma-aminobutyric acid signaling pathway; signal transduction. Gene Ontology annotation, molecular function: benzodiazepine receptor activity; GABA-A receptor activity; inhibitory extracellular ligand-gated monoatomic ion channel activity. The record is from RefSeq and is a predicted model, not a curated record.
GACCCCCAGCCUCCCGUCGCUGUUUUUUGGGGGGGGGGACAACAAAAUAAUAAUAUGGUGGUGAUGGAUCUGCAUUCAGCUCUGAGCAACAAAGUGAGCAGAAUCUCAGUCAUGGCGAGGCUCGUCCUGUCCCUGCUGCUCCUGUGCGGAUGCCAAAAUAGUUGCUGCGAGACCUCCACGGAGAAGGAGGAGGCGGCCAACGACAACAGCACCGUUUUCACCAGGAUCCUGGACGGGCUCCUGGACGGCUACGACAACAGGCUCCGGCCGGGGCUGGGAGAGAACGUCACAGAGAUCAAGACGAACAUCUUCGUCACCAGCUUCGGCCCAGUGUCGGACACGGAGAUGGAAUACACCAUCGACGUCUUCUUCCGCCAGAGCUGGAAGGACGAGCGUCUGUGCUUCAAAGGGCCGAUGGAGAUGCUGCCGUUGAACAACCUGCUGGCCAGCAACAUCUGGACGCCCGAUACCUUCUUCCUCAACGGCAAGAAGUCCAUCGCUCACAACAUGACCACGCCCAACAAGCUGCUGAGGCUGCAGGACGACGGCACGCUGCUCUACACCAUGAGACUGACCAUAUCGGCGGAAUGCCCCAUGCAGCUGGAGAAUUUCCCCAUGGACGCACACGCCUGCCCGCUCAAGUUUGGCAGCUAUGCCUAUCCGGUGUCUGAGGUGGUCUACACCUGGACCAAGGGAGCGAGUAAGUCUGUGGUGGUGGCAGAGGAUGGCUCCAGACUCAACCAGUACCACCUCAUCGGGCAAAACGCCGGCACCGAGAACAUACACACGAGCAGAGGGCAGUACACAGUGAUGAUGGCCCACUUCUUCCUGAAGAGGAAGAUUGGAUAUUUUGUCAUCCAGACGUAUAUGCCCUGCUUCAUGACAGUGAUUCUGUCCCAGGUGUCGUUUUGGCUAAACAGAGAAUCGGUUCCCGCGAGGACCGUCUUCGGGGUGACCACGGUGCUGACCAUGACCACCCUCAGCAUCAGCGCCCGGAACUCGCUCCCCAAAGUGGCCUACGCCACGGCCAUGGAUUGGUUCAUCGCCGUCUGCUACGCCUUCGUCUUCUCCGCCCUCAUCGAGUUCGCCACGGUGAACUACUUCACCAAGAGGAGCUGGGCCUGGGACGGCAAGAAGGCUCUGGAGGCGCAGCACCCCAAGAAGCGGGACCCCGCGGUGCUGUCCAAAAAGCCCAACAACGUUUGCUCGGCGGGCGUCAACUACACCCCCAACCUCACCAAGGACGUGUCCAUCUCCACCAUCUCCAACACCACGGCGGUGCAGCUCCGGGCCGCCGAGACCAAGGCGGCGGACCCCAAGAAGACCUACAACAGCGUCAGCAAGAUCGACAAGAUGUCGCGGAUCGUGUUCCCCGUCCUGUUCGGAACCUUCAACCUCGUCUACUGGGCCACGUACCUCAACCGAGAGCCGGUGUUGAAAGGAGUGAGCUCAACGUAAUCCCCCUCCUUUUUUCUUUCUUCCUGAGACGAGGGAGUUUGCGUCCGGGGGAAUAAAUUUGAGUCGAAUUCGCAAAGUGUGCGGACAAAACGGGGAAAAGGAGUGAUUGUUAAAAAAAAAAAAGAAUAAAACACGAAUAUCUGCGCUUGAAGAACAAAAACCAACGACUACCCCGCGCUCUAAUUCAAGCCCUCUGAAUGGAUGCAAGGCUGCAACCGUUUCCUGUUUUUUCACGGCCUAAGAAAACUGCUUCGAUCACAAAGAAACUCCCGAGACGGCGGCUGCUUCUCGCUUCGUCCUCGUCUCUCCCGCUGCAGUUUGCAUGACGCCCUCCUGGGAAAAAAGAAGGAAACCGUGGACUCCUCUUGGUCUCGAAAUCCGACCUUCGCCGCUCAAACAGCGGGAGCGUCGCUUCCUCGCCCCGACUCGAGGUUUUAAACGAAACAAACGCAGCGAUUUUUGCUCCCAUUUGGACCUAUUCUUACUAACCCGAGAGGCUAGAGACGCACUGAGCUUAUGCUUUUGAGAAACCUUGCAAUAUAUACGGCAUUCGUCAAGUUGAUUUCGAAAAUGUACUUAAUUCCACGCCGUGUGGAGGAAACGCCUCUUGAGAUGAAUGCUGCAAGCGCAUUAAUUAUUAUGUUUUAUGUCUCUUAAAAAGAAAAAAUAGAUUUUUUUAUUUUUUACCUUCGACUGCAGCGGGCGUGUUUGUGCGUCUACGUAUUUGCUUGAAGAUGCAGAGCGGGAUCGAGCGCUACCUGAAGGCGAAAAGAAAAAUGUGUUCGGAAGAUUAUCACCGCUGGGGGUUUUCUGCAUUCAUAAAAAAUAAAAGUUUGGCCCUCAUACACUGGGCGACCGGUCAGCUGUGGGCGGCGGUGUGUUCAGGGCGAAUUUAGGAUGGGAGAUAUGAGCUUUGACUGGAUGUUGAGCCCGGGUCACUCGGCUAGGAAACUAAUAUUCACAGUCCAGAGCUCGGAGCGCGUCACGUACAAACCAGCAGAGGGAGAGUUGGGAGAUUUGUCUAUUUAGACCACGCCCCCAAGUCCACCGCAACACCAGCCGCGCCGGACGCCGGUGGUCACCAGAGAUUUCCCCGAAAAAAAGUCUUUUUUUCAAACUAAAAAAAACGACAACGGCUCCAUCAACGACAGCAGAUUUGUUUGCCUUUUGGAAAUAUAGACGUGUGUAAAAGACCACGUGCUUAUUCCCAGAGGAAUGGACUGUGAAGGCCUCGUCUGGGUCUCAGACGGGAGUCGUGUAAAUAAACUUUCAAUUUUCCGCUUUUGUUUUUGGGACACGCAGACAAAGAAGAGAUGCAGCCGUCGCACGCCCAGAGAGAGAGCGGCGACUUUGUGCGUGAAGAUGUUUCCGCCCGGUAACUUGAGUGAGACUCUUGGUUUUUUUUCACAUCUUAUCGCUUUGUAGAGGAGCUCACGUCUGGCUUUUGGAUCUUUUAAUCUUUGAUACUAAAUCCGAUAACGCCCCCCCCCCCCCCCCCCCCCCCACACACACACACACACUUAGUUCCUGACUCCUUGGGGCUCAUUUGUUUGUUUCUUCGGAGCUGAUUCGAGCUGACUCGGCCUUAUGUUGAGUUACGUUACCGACGGAAACAGAACUGUCAUCGGCAUUUUAGGCCCCAAUCGUGGAAGUGUAUUCAGCCUCCAUUCCUUUGUCUGGAUGCUGAUGUUGGGAGUGAUCUGUGCUGCCGGGCCUCCGCGUUCCUCCGCUCAAUAUCCUCUCAAUCUGGCUCGUCGAGGAGAUCUUUCCAAGGUCUUAGCGAGGUUUUAAGCCCCGAGCGGCCGACGACAAGCGCUUGUUUUUCUCUCUCUCCUCGCGGUCGUGUCUGUCCUGGCCGCUGCGUGUCACGGGGACACAUUUGAGAUCGAUUAGACGUGCUUUACCCAGACCCAGGGGCCUCUGUGACUCCUUUACAAAGAGCCUGGACAGGGGUCCGUCCCCGGAGGCCUCCGCUCCGCCCCGACACACGCGUGACGUUGCCACGUUUGUUUGUUUUUCGGGCAUCUAUGAAGAAAUUAUGUAUUUUUAUUUCUAGGAGGAACCAUCAUCCUGAGAUAUUUGCUUUGCCCUUGUUCGCUAUCGCUGAGCUUUAAAGUAUUUGUGUGAUUCACUCUUUGUUUCAUGUGCUGUAUUUGUUUCACGUGUUAUACUUAAAAUUACCGAAUAAAAAGGAUGAACAAA